AUGCCAGACGCAUUUCAUAGAGGAGUCCGUAGAAUGUUGGAGAAUUGGAUGCGAGAUCGGCAAGAAGAGGCGGCGAGGCGCGAGCAACUGGCUCGCGUCGCGGAGCAAGGAGGGCGGUUCCCGGUUGUGAGUUUUUUUUGGGAUUUCAAGACCAAAGUAUGAAGAGUUUUCUCUAAAAUUCAUACAGAGAACACACAAAAGUGAGAGAGUGGAUGAGAAAAACACCUUGUCACUCCCUUAUUUUUUUGUGUUCUAUUUCUGAAUCGAGUUGAAGUAACUUUCUAAAACUUUCUUGUGCAUUCUUGAAAAUUCGAGUUUUUAUGUUUCCUUCUUUCAAAGUAUACAUGAAGUGAAUUUACAAACCAUAAAAAUUGUUGAAAAUUAAAAAACCGCUUUCAAAAUAUGAAAAUUUUACAAAAAAGACACAUACCGUCAAUCGACGUGAUUUUGUCAAUUAAGUGACGAAAAUUGUGUUUUUUUUUCAGCGUGCCCCAGUUCCAAUUGGAGACGAGCCGGUAGCCGCGCGGACUCGUUAUGAGAGCCGCAUGCUCAUGUUGUGGGAGAGGUAUUGCACCUAGGUAAGUUCAUUUAUUUUGAAAUUCAAAUGUAUAGAAAUAAUGAAUAUUUUUUUCAGACCACACAUGAGUGUGCUGCUCUCCCGCCCCCUCCUUCUCUCCUCGCCGCAGCCAUCUCGCCGCCGCCGCCACCGCCGCCGCCGCCGCCAACGCCAACGCCAACACCACCACCCUCCAACGAUCUACGGCUCCUUAUUUUCAUUUUCUUUCCUAG
Messenger RNA from Caenorhabditis angaria, 789 nucleotides. The record is from the annotation of a GenBank genome assembly. NCBI's taxonomy places the organism in Eukaryota, Metazoa, Nematoda, Chromadorea, Rhabditida, Rhabditidae.